UCGAUUAUGGUGUAAAUUCUGCCUGGCAACCAUCUUUAGUUUGGGAAAAUAUUGUAGGUUGGGGGCGUGGUUACAACUCCACACAUAAGCUAUGAUUAGACAUUGCUGAAAACAAUCUUACUAGAAAAUGGAAUUUGAAGAAUACAGAGAUACUACGAAGGGAAACCAACUGGGAAAACGAUUUAGCACACAUUCAUGUCUCGUCUUCGACGAACUUAGGAGAUUUGGCCAGCUCUGUGACGCGGUUAUAAAGGUUGAUCACCAGGAAUUCCCAAUUCACAGAGCCAUCAUGUCGGCCAGCAGUCCUUACUUCCGGGCGUUGUUCACCAACGCAUUGGACACAGUGGAUAAACGAGAGAUUGAGAUUCCAGGAGUUUCAGCCGAGAUCAUGCAAAUCAUCAUAGACUAUGCCUACACACGUCGUGCUAAGAUCGACGAGAGUAAUGUGGAAUGUCUACUUCCGGCGGCUGACCAAUUCCUAGUCCAUGGUCUUGUCAGGGGCUGCUGUGAUUUCCUCGCCGGAGAACUAGAGGCGGAAAACUGUAUUGGCAUCUACAACUUCGCUCGUUACUUCUUCUGUCCUAAUUUGGAGCGGGUUUCUUAUCGGUUUUUGAUGCACAACUUCAGUGAAGUAAUGGCGAUCAGUACAGAAUACACCGAUCUUGGUAUAGAAGGUGUGUGUGAAAUAUUGUCCUCUGAUGAUCUUAAUGUGAAAAACGAGGAAAUGUCAUUCAUGGCAGUUUUACGAUGGAUUGAUUACGAUUCCGAAAACCGGAAGUGUCAUAUCCCUGUCCUGCUUCGGACCAUCCGUUUAGGACUGCUGUCUACCCAAUAUUUCGUUGAGAAGGUAAAAUCUCAUCCUUAUGUCAAAGACACUGAUCAAUGUAAGCCGCUCGUCAUCGAGACCCUCAAGUUUCUCUACGAUCUGGACAUCGACGAGGAUAAGGACCUCGACAUCACCAAUCCACUCGCGCGUCCCCGCGUCCCACACGAGGUGAUGUUUGUUGUUGGCGGGUGGAGUUGUGGAUCACCGACUAAUAUUGUGGAAUCGUACGACAUGCGCGCAGAUAAGUGGAUAGUCUGUGACUCCGCCGAUGAAGGGCCUAGGGCAUACCACGGAACAGUUGCAAUUGACAAAAAAAUCUACGUCGCUGGGGGUUUUGACGGGGUAGAAUACUUCAACAGUGUGCGCUGUUUUGAUCCAAUAACAAAAAGCUGGUCCGAGGCAGCACCAAUGAACGCUAAAAGAUGCUAUGUGAGUACCACUGCACUGAGAGGCUGUAUUUACGCAAUGGGCGGGUAUGACGGUAACGUGAGACUAAAUACGGCGGAGCAAUACUUCCCUGGCCGAAAUCAGUGGACAAUAAUCGCGCCAAUGAACCACCAACGUAGUGACGCCAGCGCCACCACUCUCCACGAUAAGAUUUAUAUCUGUGGGGGAUUUAACGGACAGGAGUGCUUGAACUCAUCGGAAUAUUACGACCCGAACACAAACCAGUGGACCUGUUUUGCGUCCAUGCGCAAUAGGCGCAGUGGUGUAGGCGUCAUUGCUUAUGGUGACCAGAUAUACGCCCUGGGCGGGUUCAAUGGAGCUGCGCGGAUGAAUACGGGUGAACGCUACUCUCCCCUCACGGACAGCUGGCAGACAAUACCUAUGAUGUAUAACCCCCGGAGUAACUUUGGUAUUGAGGUGAUAGACGAUAUGAUUUUCGCUAUUGGGGGAUUCAACGGAGUAACGACUAUAUUCAACGUGGAGUGUUUUGACAGGUCCUCGGAUGAAUGGUUUGACGCAACAGAUAUGAAUAUCUACAGAAGUGCUCUCAGCGCAUGCGUCAUCAACGGGCUUCCAAAUGUUCGAGAUUACACUCACAGAGAAACCAAACAGGGAAACUGAAAAAAACAGAGGAAAUUAGAAAACAUUGAGGUUGUGUGGAUUCGUGUGAUAACAAACAUUGAUAAAAACGUGUGUCAUAUAGUAAGUGUCUAGCGUGUUAACCUGGGCACUAUCACUAUAGCAACUGUAAAUGUUUUUAAUAAUAAAUAUUGGUGA
Mizuhopecten yessoensis (Yesso scallop) is the source of this 2050-nucleotide messenger RNA. RefSeq names its product kelch-like protein 10. The record is from RefSeq and is a predicted model, not a curated record. The transcript is spliced from 6 exons. Bases 128 to 1894 code for a protein of 588 amino acids. Gene Ontology annotation, molecular function: protein binding. Lineage: Eukaryota; Metazoa; Mollusca; Bivalvia; Pectinida; Pectinidae.